CUCCCCCAACACCCGACCCAUAAACCAAAGAAACAACCCAAGCAAAACAAUGGCCGCCACGUCAUCACACUGUUACUCCUCCGUCGCUCAAUUCACCGGCGCAAAGCUCUCUUCUGACUGUAAUCGUACUCCGCCGUCUCGUAUCAGCUUCCGUCAACUCCGCAUCUCCGCUAAUUGCGCUACCACCGCGGAGAGAGCAUCAUCGGCUCAUGUUUUAACAACGCCGGGAUCACUUUAUGAAGUGCUAGGGAUUCAAAUGGGGGCCACGUGUCAAGAAAUUAAGUCUGCAUACAGGAGAUUGGCUAGGGUUUUGCAUCCUGACGUAGCAGCAGAUCAAAAGGAGAACAAUGUGAGCGAGUUUAUAAAAGUAAAUGAAGCUUAUGAAACUUUGUCCGAUCCUGAGAAAAGAGCCGAUUAUGACCGGAGCCUUUUCUGGCGAGGGAGGCAGCUGAGUUCGUCUUUUAUUACGUCUGCAAUGGCGGGUUCGUCAGGAUUCUCACGGCGGAGAUGGGAAACUGAUCAGUGCUGGUAGAAAUACGUAAAUUAGUAAUUAAUUGACAUCAUCAUAUGUUUCAACUAGAAUCGGUAAAGGGAAAAUUAUACAACAAAUAAUAGAAGCAUUCGGUAUUAGUUACCUCCAAAUAUGUUAAAUUGGGGGUUUAUUACUGUAUUCAUGUACAUAAUUGAAAGCAGGCGACAUUUUUACUGCCUGUUUGAAUUAAUAAAGUUCUUAUUCUAAAUUCCCAUUUAA
Mercurialis annua (annual mercury) is the source of this 751-nucleotide messenger RNA. Its product is annotated as chaperone protein dnaJ 11, chloroplastic-like. NCBI's taxonomy places the organism in Eukaryota, Viridiplantae, Streptophyta, Magnoliopsida, Malpighiales, Euphorbiaceae. The record is from RefSeq and is a predicted model, not a curated record. The transcript has a single exon. Bases 50 to 532 code for a protein of 160 amino acids.